AUGUCUGCCUCGCCACCCCCCGAGGAGAAGAACAAGGCCGACGCCGAGGCGCGCGCAAAGGAGCUGGCCGAGCAGGCGGCGCUGCCCUACAAAUGGGACCAGACCAUCAAGGACCUCGACAUUACAAUCACCAUUGAUGCCAAGUACAAGGGAAAGGACCUGGUCGUCGACAUCGGCCGCAACAAGCUCAAGGCCGGCAUCAAGGGCCAGGAGCCCUUCAUUGACGGCGAGCUGCCUCAUCCCAUCCGCGUCGACGACUCCACCUGGACACUGGCCUCGGUCGGGUCGCAGAAGGAAAUCUCUAUCCACCUCGACAAGGUGAACCAGCUCGAGUGGUGGGCACACGUAGUCACAACCGCGCCAAAGAUCGACACGUCCAAGAUCCAGCCCGAGAACAGCAAACUAGGCGACCUCGACGGAGAGACACGGGGUAUGGUAGAGAAGAUGAUGUUUGACCAGAGGCAGAAGGAGGCAGGAAAGCCGACAAGUGACGAGCAGAAGAAGGCGGAUAUCUUGGAGCAGUUCAAGAAGCAGCAUCCUGAGAUGGAUUUCUCCAAUGCGAAGAUGGGUUGA
This is a messenger RNA of Alternaria postmessia, 573 nucleotides long. RefSeq lists its product as uncharacterized. Gene Ontology annotation, biological process: protein folding. Gene Ontology annotation, cellular component: cytoplasm. The transcript has 2 exons. The coding region runs from base 1 to 573 and encodes 190 amino acids. Lineage: Eukaryota; Fungi; Ascomycota; Dothideomycetes; Pleosporales; Pleosporaceae. The record is from RefSeq and is a predicted model, not a curated record.